AUGCGGCUCCGGCUGCUGCCAAACUGGGGAUUAACGAUGCAGCGCAGCACGGAGGUCGGCACGCAACGGUUUCCCGGCGAGGCCGGUUCACGCGGGGGGUUGCACGCGUGCCCCGGGUUUGACAUGUCACUCAGCCGGGCUGCUCACGGGCUUUGCAGCGAGACCGCUCCCGCUCCGCAGCCCUGCGCAGCCCGUCCCGCGCCGCUAACGCCGGUUCGCCCGGGGCCGGGCCCGGGGGUUGCCGUGGGGCCGCCGCCUGACGCGCACGCGCGGGGCCGCGCGCCGUUGCCGUGGUUACGGAGGAAGCCGCCGGUAAGGAAAUGGCCGCCCCGGUCGCGUUCCAUCGCUCUGCUGCCCUCCGGCUGCCCCGCGCUCCCGAGCCUCCCGCGGCAGGCGGCCCCGCAGCGCCGGCUCCGCACCGCCGUGCCCAGGAGCGGGCGGUUAGUCCCUGCCCUGGCCCCCGCCGCGGCCCGCGCCCCGCCAGCGCUCCUGAGGCCCCGCCGGCAGCCGCGGCCCGGCCCCGAGCAGGCGCUGCGGGCCUCCCCUGAGCCUGCCGCAGAGCUUCGGGAGGCCAUGGAGCGGCACGUCCCCGUCCACGCGCUGCCCGAAGAGAUUCGGCAGAUGUCCUGGGAUGAGACAGUGUGUAAAUACUGUGGAGUCAGCUAUUUGAUACUUCAUGAAUUUAAGGUGAUGGAAGAAAAAGUAAAAGCCAUGGAAAAGGAGCUUAAGUUUUAUGAAGGAGGUACAAAACGGGAAAAAGCACUUGAAGCAGAACUGCAAUCCCUUUACCAAGACCUUGAAUACUACCGAGCUGACAGUGAAUCCAAAGCAGAAAGAAUAAAAACUGUAACGGUGGAGCUUAAAACAAAGCAAGAUGAGCUUAAAAACAUCAAAGAAGACUUGAAGUAUUUCCAAGAGGAAAAGGAGGCUGCCUAUAAGCAAUCACAAGUGCUCAGAAGUACAUUGGAACAUCACUGCUCAACUCUGAACAAGGCUGUCUCACUGCUUCCUUUCAUCAGGAGUGAACUAGACAGCAUUAAAGAGGUCAUCUCCAGUAACCUGGAGAACUGGGCUGCCACGAAAGAAGACAUUUUUCUGCAAAUAAAAUCCAUCAGCAAAGAAGCUCUGGCAGAAAUACCCAAGCUGAAUCAAAGAUUAGCAAACUCCCAGAGAGAGAAUGAAUGCCUCCAGGAAAAGGUAAAACACCUGACAUUGGUGGCUGACACAGUUGACCUGAAGACUCAACAGCUUCAAACUUCACUUCAGCAAGGGGAUGAGCUACAAAGUAGGUGCCAUGAACUACAAAAGGAAACAUUAGAUUUAACAAAUCAAGUAGAAACAAUUGGGCUGAAGCUGCAGAAAGUAACAGCUGAGAUGGACCACUACAAAAAGCUGUUAAUGGUGAAAUCAGCAGAACUGGACGUCUGUCAGAAUGAACUGAAACAAAGGAAAUAUGAAAAUGGGAUUUCUGAGUCAAGACUCAUGAAAGAGCUGAAGGAAAAGGAGGAGUCUGUUCUGAUUUGCCAACAAGUGUGCAAACGUUUACAGGAGGAAGUGGCUGAGAAAGAAAGGAAAGAAGAAGAUCUCAAAAGAAGGACUGGUCGAGCAGAAAGUGAGCUGGAAGCACUGAAAGCCCUUCUUAGACAAACAGAGGGAGAGGUGGUGAUGUUAAAACAAGAAAGGGAGUUAAUGCUGAUUUCUCAUCAGAACAGAACAGAGCAGCUGCAGGAAACAUUAAGACAGAAGAUGCGGGAUGAAGAUAACUGGAGGGAGAAGAUGGAAAUCGACCUGGCUAAAGGUGAAGCACGCCACAAAGAAGCAAUUCUUAAAGUCAAAGAAGAAGCAAGGGUGGAACUAGACAUUGAAAGACAAAAACAGCAGGAAUUAAAAUAUCAGAGAGAUCACGAAGAGCUCCAGAAGAAGAUCCCAGGUUUAAUAUCCAGUGCCACCAGUAGCUUAAGGAUGGAGACAGAAGUUCUUGAGAAGAAGCUGCAAGAUGCCCAGAUCAAACUUGCAGAGAAGGAUGAAGAGAAGGAAAAAGAAACUCAGAGCCUUAAAAGACUGAUCACUGAACUGGAAUUCCAGCUGACGGUGGAGAAGAACAAUAGUGAAUCAUUUCUGGAUAAUAUGAGGAAAGAAAUUAAACACAAGUCAGAUGAACUGGAAAAAUUAACCCAGGAGAGGACACAGCUGAUUCACAAUUUGAGUCAAGUUCAAGAAGAGAACGCUCUUCUCCAGGAGACGGUGCGCAGAGAGUGUGAGGAACGCUAUGAGCUGACUGCAGCUUUGACUCAGGCCAGGGAACAAGUGCUGGAACUGAAGAAGCUGAGUGGAAACUUGCCGCUGUGGCCUCGUUCCCUGGCUCAGGGCAGCCUCACGUCCCCUGCACGGCCCAGCCCCGGCGCUGGCAGGGACAGCAGUCCUCCCAGGCACUUUGGGGUGCCCGGGGCUGCUCAGGCAGCUGCCUGUGGUAAGCGUGGGGCCGGGCUCCCGGCCCUGAGCCCAUCACCUGCUCCCCGGGGCAGGGCUGCCUCGCUCAGCGAGCCCAGGAGCUGCAUCGCUGCUAUAAGGAGGCAGCUGAGUCAGCUCUGACAGCUCUGAGCAUGGGCAUGGCGCCUGGCAAACCACUCCAGGGCAUCAAAUGGCUGUUGGCUGUGGUCCCCAGGGGCAAAUCUACAGCUGGCAGUUACGUUUUGUAUCUAUAUCUUGGAUGCAGUCGUGUUUCUGUCCAUUGCAUAUCAAUGUAAUCACACGCCAGCCACCUUUCAGGGUGAGAGUGUGAAAAGCAUGUCGUGUGCGCAGGGGGAGCACAUCCUCAAUAGGUGUGAUUAAAAUAACUGCCAACCUCAAAGGCGACUUUCCCCAACCCCUUUGUUGGGACUUGCCAGUUUUGUCUCUUCUCCCGCGUAACUCAGUGGCUCAUUUCUGGCGUGA
Molecule: messenger RNA, 2934 nt
Organism: Colius striatus (speckled mousebird)
Lineage: Eukaryota; Metazoa; Chordata; Aves; Coliiformes; Coliidae
Gene: LEKR1
Product: leucine, glutamate and lysine rich 1
Exons: 14
Coding region: 1-2592 (863 amino acids)
Source: RefSeq, a predicted model, not a curated record